AUGACUUUCCAUAUGAAGAGGGAUAUUUUCAUCCUGGUCUUCUUGUGUUCUUUGCUCAGUUCUCUUAUGGCAGGUCAUGGUGUUGAAAGCGACAUUUACUGCUUAAAAUCCAUUAAGGAUUCACUGGAAGAUCCGUUUGGUUACUUAUCAAGCUGGAACUUCAACAACAAAACCGAAGGUUUCCUAUGCAAAUUUAUUGGCAUUAUAUGUUGGCAUCCUGAUGAGAAUAAAGUGUUAGGUAUCUCUCUACAAGACAUGGGGUUGAAGGGUCAGUUUCCACGGGGCAUUCGGAAUUGCUUGUCAUUAACAAGCUUAGACCUUUCACAAAACAACCUCACAGGACCAAUCCCUUUGGAUAUAUCCACAUUACUCCCUUUUGCUACCUCCAUAGAUCUCUCACUCAACAAAUUUAAUGGGAAUAUUCCACCUACUUUCUCUAAGUGCCGUUACCUCAAUUCUCUUCGGCUUGAUAACAACAAUUUAAGCGGUCAGAUCCCCCAUGAACUUGGCCAACUUCCCAGGAUUAAAUCAAUUUCUUUUGCCAACAAUCAAUUAUCAGGGUCGGUGCCUUUGUUCUUCUCACGCUCAACUUCUGUUGAUUACGCCAAUAAUGGAGAGCUUUGUGGUGGGCCUUUGCCACCUUGCUCAUUGGACACCUCAAACGAUUUCCCUCAGUCGUUCAGGCUGGGUCUUACUGUUGGCUAUUUUUUUUCAGUGACUUUUGUUAUUGUCAUUUACUUCUCCUACUGUGCACCUCGGGAACACUCAAAGCAUGAAAGGAACAAGAACCGGAAAAAGGCUAAAGAAUUCGGCAAAUACUUUUGGUCCUAUCCUGGGAGAAAGACACAAACUCUAGCUCUAGCUCACGCCAAACACGAAUUGCAACCUCUGCAGUUGCAAGAGAAAACCAUCCACGAGGUACUUUCUAUCCCUACCUGCUUGCUAUCUUGGGUUCAGAUUUCUUUAGUUUUCAAGAUUUGGGUAUUCAGAUUGAUUUAA
Molecule: messenger RNA, 999 nt
Organism: Sphenostylis stenocarpa
Lineage: Eukaryota; Viridiplantae; Streptophyta; Magnoliopsida; Fabales; Fabaceae
Source: the annotation of a GenBank genome assembly